Molecule: messenger RNA, 1358 nt
Organism: Uranotaenia lowii
Lineage: Eukaryota; Metazoa; Arthropoda; Insecta; Diptera; Culicidae
Product: RNA-binding region-containing protein 3
Exons: 1
Coding region: 22-1353 (443 amino acids)
Biological process (GO): mRNA splicing, via spliceosome
Cellular component (GO): U12-type spliceosomal complex
Molecular function (GO): U12 snRNA binding; pre-mRNA intronic binding
Source: RefSeq, a predicted model, not a curated record
AUAAGAUCGUAGCCGGUUCACAUGCGUGCAGUUUUGAACACCGGUGCUCUCAGAAUGGAACCAAAAAUUCAAUUGUGUAUACGAAACUUCCCCGAAAAUUUCAGUGAAAGUGAUAUCAGUGAGUUUUUAAACUAUUUUGGAAUAGUACGUCAUCGAUUUAUUCGCCGCCGAAACAAGCUGCAGGUUGUAACGGAAGCACAGGAUGAAGUUUUGGGUAGAACUAUGUUGAAUCGUUUACAUCAGUUGAAAAUCUUGGAUCGCCGGCUGACCGUCGAGUACUAUCGAGAACCUAAUGUGGAAAUCACCGAGCUUCCUCCAGUUCAAACAACGGACCUACAACAACAAACUCAGGAACUGAGUGGCUUCGUUGAGGCUUUACAUGCUGUUCAUCCAGUUGAUUUUACUCAGCCACCGCCCCCUUAUUUAAAAUAUCGAUAUCCACGACCUACGAGAGAAAUUAUUGACAGUAUAUGCGUAGCUCUGGAAUCGGUGCCUAAAUUCUACACUCAAGUAUUACAUCUCAUGAAUCGAAUGAACCUUCCGCCACCAUUUAAUCCUCAGGAUAUCUCAGAUGUAAGGCAAAGCAAAAGCUCUAUCACGAAACAAGACGCUAGCCAACAGACCGAUGAAACGAUGUUUCUGUCUGACGAAGAAUCGGAACUAGAAUCUGAUACAGAACUGUCACAGUUAAAAACCAAAAUCAUUCAAAAAACAAAAAACCGAUUCACGCCUUAUCUCCAAGCUGGAAAGGUCCCAAAAGUUCUUAAUAAUAAGAAACCACCCGAAAAACUUCCUCAACCAACGGCCAAUAAACCAAACCUUAAACAGAUCAAAAUUUCUAUCUCGGAAAUGCGACGGCAACCAAUUGAAAAAACAACCGUGAUCGAAAAAGCUGUCGAAAUUCUAGAACCUGUGAAACAACCAAUUAACGAUUCUUCUGUUAUAACUGAGAAACAACUCCUCGAGAAUCGCAUCCCAUCUGAUCAGCUGUCCGAAUUGCCUGUGUUUAAAAACUACACCCCCGGAGAACCGUCCAACCGGCUCUACAUUAAAAAUCUCGCCAAAUCAACCACCGAAGAAGAUCUGCGUAACAUUUUCCAUAGCUUUGCCAUAACAUCGAACCCGGAUCAAGAGAUAACCAUCAAACUUAUGCAGACGGGUCGCAUGAAGGGUCAAGCCUUUAUCGGCUUCUCAUACCACUACGAGGAAGACCUUGAUCUGUUGCCGGAGAAACCCAUCGAAAAGGCUCGUCGCCUCACCAACGGAUACAUUCUACGCAACAAACCGAUGGUGGUAGUCUACGGCAAAGCAGUGGCAGACACGUCUGAACAAAUUGCGCACCAAUCAAAAUAACACGU